AUGAGAUGCCAUUGCAACGGCACAAGGGCUCCAGAGGAGGAGAAGGGCCGACCAGGAGGGCAGCCGAACACCGUCCAAUCGUCCGGAAAGCAGUCGAACGGCCUCCAACUUGGCCAGUCGCGUUCCUUGGAACGCCGCCUUCGGCACAUGAAAAUCGACAGUCGCCGCCGCACACGGUCCAAGAACAAUGAGGAGUGGUCGGUGCCAGAGGAGGAACCAGAAAUGCCCUUGGCCAAUGUGGCAACGUCUUUGAGCUUCGGGCCUCGUGGCACCGACGGCAGGAUGAAGACUGAGGGUCUUCGCGCCACCGCCAUGGGUUUUGGCUUCAGCACGGAGCAGAGUGAGGGCCCUGCAGUGCCCUCUACACCGGGCGGCUUCCAAUCAGAAGGGGACAGAAGCAUCGACGGUCUGGGUGUGUCACCCACAAAGAGCACCGUGUCCAAAGUGAGAAGCAAGAUCUCUGUGGCCCAUCAGGAGGACGACGGCUUUGAAGCGAUCAAUUUCGUAGAGCCGGAACCAGGUCAUUGGGAUCUGAAUCGCAGUGGUGUCAUCCCCGUCUCCGUCUUCGUUGGUUUGUGGACGGCCUGCGCCUGCGGCGUCUUGUUCGCCAUGGUCUACAUCUAUCGCUUUCAGGAAGUGCUGAAGAGCUACCAACUGGCCGAAGAGUCUGCUUUGGCACACGCACGGCUGGUGGCCGCAGAUUUGUUGCUACCCACUGUGGGGGCCGUCGAUGCCGUUCAGGCGAUCCGACACCCAGAUGGGGAUGGAAACCAAGUGGGCAGCAAAGAAUGA
Molecule: messenger RNA, 792 nt
Organism: Cladocopium goreaui
Lineage: Eukaryota; Dinophyceae; Suessiales; Symbiodiniaceae
Source: the annotation of a GenBank genome assembly